CUCGCCGCCUUUUUGUGUCGUAUUUAACGUUUGCACCUGUUUGGGAAAGUCCGUGUGGGUUCGCGCCCGAUGGUGAGGGUCGGUGCGUCUCCCGGUGCGGCUUCCCCUCUCUGGGCAUUGACCCGCGAGCUCAGCGCCGGCCUCUCCUCCCCCAGGCUCACCGGCUGCAGGCUGCACGAGAUGAACACGGCGCAGGGGCCAGUGUCGUUCAAGGACGUGGCCGUGGGCUUCACACAGGAGGAGUGGCGGCAGCUGGAGCCGGCGCAGAGGCGGACGUACCGGGAGGUGAUGCUGGAGAACUACAGCCACCUCGUGGCCGUGGGCGGUGACAUCUCCAAACCACGCGUGAUCGUGAAGUUGGAGCAGGGGGAGGAGCCGUGGGUGCCGGAAGGCGAGCUGCCGUGUCGGAGCCGUGCGGAAGAGGCCUGGAAGGCUGGUGCCCCGGCAGAGAGAGUCCCAGUGGCGGGGGGCGCCCGCAGCGCGCGCCUGCCGGGAGAGGCGGAGAGCGCGGCUGGUGGGGCUCCCGGCAGAAGCAGCGACCCGGCCCCCUCGAGCGUGGCGGGCCGCGAGCGCAUCUCCUGCGGAGAGGACUUCGAGUCCACCUCGGAAUUAAUCAGCAGCGACGGCCGCUACGCGGGAGUGCGCCCGGGCGCGUGCGAGGGCCGUGAGAGUGUCUGUGCCGGCGGCGGCGCGCCCUGGGCCACCCGUGUAUCCAAGGAGGACCGCGUCCUGCAGGGAGGUGGCCUCUUGGAGAAGCCCUUCGAGUACUUGGGAGCCCUGGACGGUGACGCUGUGUUCCUGACGCACGGGAGGGCGUGCGCGGUGCAGAAGGUGGGCGCGUGGGGCGGCGCCGGCGCGGACAUGCUCGGCGUGCGUGGCUUCGGCGCGUUCCCGCGGGCGCCGGCCGAGGGGAAGCCCUUCGAGUGCGCCGAGUGCGGGAAGUCCUUCUGCAAGAAGUCCAAGUUCAUCAUCCACCAGCGGGCGCACACGGGCGAGAAGCCGUAUGCGUGCGGCGUGUGCGGCAAGCGCUUCAGCCAGAAGGGCACGCUCACGGUGCACCGCAGGUCGCACCUGCAGGAGAAGCCCUACAAGUGCGUGGAGUGCGGCAAGACCUUCUGCCAGAAACUGCACCUCACGCAGCACCUGCGCACGCACUCGGGGGAGAAGCCCUACGCCUGCAGCCAGUGCGGCAAGACCUUCUGCCAGAAGACGCACCUCACGCUGCACCUGCGCAACCACUCGGGGGAGCGGCCCUACCCGUGCGGCGAGUGCGGCAAGUCCUUCUCCCGCCGCUCGGCGCUCAGCGACCACCAGCGCACGCACACGGGCGAGAAGCUGUACCAGUGCGAGCAGUGCGGCAAGGCCUACUACCGCAAGUCCACGCUCAUCACGCACCAGCGCACGCACACGGGCGAGAAGCCCUACGCGUGCAGCGAGUGCGGCAAGCGCUUCUCGCGCGUGUCCUACCUCACCAUCCACUACCGCAGCCACCUGGAGGAGAAGCCGUACGCGUGCGCCGAGUGCGGCAAGACCUUCAACCUGAGCUCGGCCUUCCUCAGGCACCAGAAGCUGCACGCCGAGGGCCGGGCGCCCGAGUGCGGCGCGUGCGGGCGGCCCUGCUCCGAGCCGGCGUGCGGCGGCGCGCUCCGCGGGGCGCACGUGGAGGAGAAGCCGUACGGGUGCCGCGAGUGCGGCAAGAGCUUCUCGCACAACUCCUCGCUCUUCCGGCACCAGCGAGUGCACACGGGCGAGAAGCCCUUCGAGUGCCACCAGUGCGGCAAGUUCUUCUCGCAGAAGUCCUACCUCACCAUCCACCACCGCAUCCACUCGGGCGAGAAGCCGUACGCCUGCAGCGCCUGCGGCAAGGUCUUCUCGCGCAUGUCCAACCUCACGGUGCACUACCGCAGCCACUCGGGCGAGAAGCCCUACGAGUGCAGCGCCUGCGGCAAGGUCUUCUCGCAGAAGUCCUACCUCACCGUGCACUACCGCACGCACUCGGGCGAGAAGCCGUACGCGUGCGCCGAGUGCGGGAAGAGGUUCCACCACCGCUCCGCCUUCAACAGCCAUCGGCGGAUCCACGGGCGCGGGAGCGCGAGCGGGCUUGCCGCGGGAGGCCUGUGAAGGCGGCACCCACGCGGGGUCCAGCAGGGUCCGGGUCCCGGGGGA
Molecule: messenger RNA, 2166 nt
Organism: Lepus europaeus (European hare)
Lineage: Eukaryota; Metazoa; Chordata; Mammalia; Lagomorpha; Leporidae
Product: RB-associated KRAB zinc finger protein-like
Exons: 4
Coding region: 70-2121 (683 amino acids)
Biological process (GO): regulation of immune system process; regulation of cytokine production; negative regulation of transcription by RNA polymerase II
Source: RefSeq, a predicted model, not a curated record